This is a messenger RNA of Spizellomyces punctatus DAOM BR117, 4887 nucleotides long. RefSeq lists its product as uncharacterized. The coding region runs from base 123 to 4814 and encodes 1563 amino acids. The record is from RefSeq and is a predicted model, not a curated record. The transcript has a single exon. Lineage: Eukaryota; Fungi; Chytridiomycota; Chytridiomycetes; Spizellomycetales; Spizellomycetaceae.
AGAACGUUUGAUGGAAUUGGACGGCCUAUGCAGAGCAGUUGGAAUCUGGUGCGUUUACCCUUGAAAUAUCUGGGGUAGCAGAGCGCCUUGCGGAAAUUCGUCACUGGGUCCGUGACUGUGGAAUGAUGCUUGGUCAAGUUCUCUCGCUGGUCUGUUUGGCUAUUCUGCUUCAGGUUUCCCGCUCUGCCGUUGUCAGUGGUAGGGUAGACUCUAUAACACUAGACAUUGCAUUGUCAGAUGUGUUGGGACGGCAGGCAUCUGCAGGAAGUGUGCCCACUGGAUUGCUAUCUACGUCAGCAUCAGCCACAGCGACAAGUCUCAGUUCUUCACCCCAAUCGAGUGCUACAUCAACGUGGGACUCAUCGUCGAGUCUCUCCCCCUCCAGUACCAAUGCUUUCCCAUCAUCUUCAGCGUCAUUUGGUACUGCAUCCUCAUCGUCAUCUUCCUCCGCCCCCAUCACUACCUCUACCCCGAUAACUGUCUCUUCCUCGGCAUCGGGACACUCUUCCACUGCCGGCUCUGCCACCUCGAGUACAUUUGCGCCAACGCCUCUUCCGUCUGCUAUUGCGCCUUCCCCAAUUACAGUUACGGCCAUCGAACCACCCACUCUGUACACAAACCGUGGUCGACAAAAUAUUAUACUUUCAGGAAAUGGCUUUUCGAUCUUGCGAGCGGCCGAGUUCUCUGUCAGUUUCACAAAUAUCACCAUUCCAGCUGGAGCAACCACCGUGACAACUUUGUCAGAUUCAGUUGUCGCAGUCACCGUCGAUACCGAUGCCAUUAGCUUAAAUGGCGACGUGUACCGUAACGGCUCCCUCAUUAUCUCCAUUAGAGGAGCCGCCGACACCGUAAGGGAUGUGCGGUGGGUGGAUCCCGUGAAGUCAAUAGCAACGAUAGUUUCGCCGAGCAAGGUGACCAUUGGAGUGGGCAGCCCAGUGCAUAUAACAGGAAUCAAUUUGCUCCCCCCAGUAGGGCAAGCACUUUGCGUGUUUAAUGCCACCAGAAUAUCAGCAACAAACGCUACGUAUGAUAACGGAACCUAUACCUGCCUUGCCCCUGAUAUGUAUGGAAGCGGUAUCCUGGAAGUGAAUCUUCUCUACUAUACACCUCAGCGGGAUCUCUCGUCUUUUGGCGGCAGAAACUCUACCGACUAUAACCGGCCAACUGACUAUGUCAGUACUGUAGUUGGGCAACCCCUAUUGCUGUAUUACCGUGCCGGUCCUCCAAAGGUCAUCUAUGCUCGUUUUACUAUAACCGGAGCAAUCGAGUUUCGGUAUGAUCGGCCGGUGACAGUGUACGACGCAAAUCUCUUCGCAGUGGAUCCCAAAGCCAGUCAUUCCACCUUGAUUAGUGCUCUAAACGGUCGGGAAACCUUUACUUGUGAAAAGAUGUUCCUGAAUCCUAAUGGAGGGACAGGACGCUUGUGGGUCACCCAAGCAAAUGCAGAAUGUUAUAUCCAGCGAAUGGAUGCAAGGACUUUUAGGAUUAUCAUUGGUGCGAGUGAAGCCCAGAAGAUAAUUGAAGCUGGCCUUUCCCCAGUGGUGGCAGGUGACUCGCUGUCACUAAAGCCAGGUGCAGUGUGGACAGCAGGUGAGGAGCUGAGCGAGACAGGGACGGGGUCUACCAUCGUUGAGGGAAUUCUUUCGCCGAACCGCAUCGUGCGUCCUACCGUACUUGUUAAGGCACCGCAAAUCAUUGGCAGCUGCUCUGAUGUGACUUUUGAUCUGUCGAGGUCGAUGGGAUCGGCUGGACGUAAUUUCAAUCAAAGCACUUUCAGUGUCGCCCCCGCUGUAGAUUCACUGCAAGCAGAGCUGACCGCGUUUGCCAAAGCUUUCAUUUUGCGUAAUGAGCUGGUGUACACUAUUGCGGCAUCCAAAAUCCCUGUUGGAAGAUACCAAUUCACCUUUACCUUAAGGAACUUCCUUGGAGGAGUUGGAACGUCGACCUUCAUAUUAGAGAAAUUUGACCGGCGAGAUAUUCCUUAUGUUACUAUAACGGGUCCGGCCAACGAUGCUCCAUUGGACCAGUUGCACACUAUAACGGCCGAGGUUGCUGCGACAUGUGGAGCUCUCCGACCAGUGAGUUUUCAAUGGGAAUCGCAAGACGUACUCAUUUCUACGGCAAAUGGCACAAUGGUUACAAUGGAAGCGUAUUCUUUGAGUCAUCAAAGUCGAUACUCCUUUAUAGCUCGUGCUAAGUUCACGGAUGAACCUAGUCCAACGCUGUGGACGUUGAAUUACACGUUUACGACAGAGCUGGAUCGAGUCAUGCCAGUUACCAUCACAGAGGUGUUAGCCGGUGGUGGAACGAAUAAGAAUGCUUCUCAGUCUCCAUUGCUUCUAUCAACGACACUUUUUGACAGUGGCUAUCCGCCCAGUAAUGUCAACAUCUCUGACUUUACUUGUAUAUGGAAUUGCACCCGAGUGGGAGAACCUUUCGGGACUCCAUGCAUCAAAGAAGAGACAGGGCAAGGAGCUUCUAUUCCCGCCAUCUGUACUGGUGCCGAUAUCACUGGCUACUUAGAUACAGGAAGAUAUGCUUUUACUUUAGAGACCGUACGGAUCGGUACUGGAGCUAUCAGCUCGACAGACGAGAGUGGAGCACCAAUGUUCGUCGAUGUAAUCGACCAGUGGAUCCCGCUAGUUACCGUUACCCCAAAUAUGCCAUACCCUUCGCGCUGGGACUUGUACGAGCUACGCGCAGGCGUCAACCCAAUCUCUGUUCUCAAUGGUGUUGACAAGGUGAGGUAUUCUUGGUUUUCCAACGAAUCUUGUCACGGAGACAUCUUCUCCACGGUAGACGUGGCGGACACGUCCAAGGUGCAAUGGCAGCCAGGUGCACCAACCCUCCGUUUCCUGCCACAAACCCUGCUAGCGGCUGGAAAGUAUUGCUUCACUGUGUUCGCGAAUGAUACGGCACGGAACGCUAUUGGUCAAGCGUCUAUAGUGGUGUCUGUUCGGGAAGCACCGUUUGCUGGAUACUGUUCUUUGAAUGCUACCGAUGGACUCGCCUAUCAGUCGGUAUUCAGGAUAAGUUGCGCUGGGUGGGUCACGGAUCCUCAAUCGAAUCCCCUGUUCUACACCUAUUGGAUUCGAAAAGUCGGUGACAUACCCUGGAGCAAUUUGGGCCCACGCUCACAAUUUUCCGUGCUCGACACGGUGCUCGCGGAGGGAACAUAUGAAGUUACAGUCAACGUUACAGAUGCUGCAGGCUCUGUUGGUGCUCUACAACCCGUCUACAGGCUGACGGUCAGACCUCGCCUCACUAGGCGACAGGUGCAGCCAAUUUCAGAACCCGCCGUCACGGCCUUCGCCUUUCUGAACGCUUCUAUAGAGAGCUAUCUAGCCACCUCCGACUACCGAACAGCUCAAACCAACCUUGUUGUGGCUAUUCAAGAUCUGAGCCCAGAGUUGCUGAAUACUGCGUACCACGAUACUCUCCUCACAUUUUUUGGCUACCUUCUCAACUCUGGAAGCAUUUACAUGGACGCCCAAUCUGGAGGCCCUUAUAUGUUGCACGCGCUGCAAUCCAUGACAAUGGACUGUUACAAUCUUACGACGAAUAUUACUACCAGGCUACUGAGUUCUUUGAAUGCCGUUAUGACACAGAUUGACGAGACCACCCGAGGGGCGGGAAACUGUGUUGGAAGCGCAGCUACGAAUGAUGCAAUGAAGGUUUUGGAUGCAGUGAUGGGCUCACUAACACAUCAUCCAGAUGAAGGGGAUUAUAGAAUUAUCACACAGCUGGAUGGAAUCAUGAAGAGGAUUGAAAGCUGUGUGUAUCGAACGUUAACGUGUGGUGGACCUGUUUUCACCGUCGAUCAACAAUUUGUAAACAAAACGGUGGGAAUCGCUCAAGUCGAUCCUUCUACUGGCCAUUUGGACUUCUGCGGGCGGUUCAACCUUCCUGCCUCAGCUAGUCCGGUUAGCAGUGGUUCUUGUCUCAAGUUCAGCUGUGCCGUAGUAAAUAGUAAUGCGCUCACAUCAUCAGUGGGCACAGCUGCCAUGGCGGGUCUUGGAAGCAACCUCACUAGCUUAUCGUUGUACGGAAGCACGCCCAUGGUGCCCUUGAAUAUCUCACUGCCAGACCAAAGCAUUAAUAUUACUCUUGGUGUCGAUCGUGAGAUUCUCGCUCGGCAGCAGGCGCAGCCUGGAUCAUCACUUGUUUGUGCAUGGUUUGACUAUGUGAAAGAUGGAGGGCGAUGGUCGACAGACGGAUGCACCUUGGCCGCAUUGAAUGAGACAACCUUGACAGGUGUUUGCCAGUGCAGCCACCUGACGGACUUUGUAAUAGACCUUCAAAAUCCAGGUGGAAGUACCCCACUUGUCCAGCCAUCGAUACCAACUCCAACGUCAACGUCUACCACGUCGCCUGACGACAUGAAACCACCGAUUGCCGAACCUCAAGGAGCACCGACACCAUCUGCAUCUUCAACUGAGAGCGUGCUAGCAGGCCCUCCCCAAGAUCAAGUGUCUAGCAACUCUGGUAAAAUAGCAGGAGCAGUUGUGGGGUCGACAGCAGCCGUAGCUCUCCUUGCCGGUCUAUUAUUUUGGUACCGUCGCAAUCAUAACCACAAGUGGUGGACAUUCCAGGGCCUUCCCAGAGCAAUCCCACCUCCGCAGCAGCCGCUCCCAACAUCUCUCCCCCGUCAACCGCUACCAAUGGCCGUUCCUGGCCCACCUCGCGCAUACGGUUUCAGAGAAGCACGACGUGAGGAGUUGCCCGAAUACGUGUUUCCGCCGACGUGGCAGGAGCAUUUGGAAAAUGUUGGCCAGGCUGGGGGGAGUACAGAGAGGCUACACACAGGAGGUUGAGAUGGGUAUGUAGAUGCUGGUGAACGAGAAUGGGCACUUUGAAUAUAUAUAUCAAUAAAUUGGAUUUUGUGAC